AUGAGUGAUGUGAGCUGUCAGCUGACCGUGACCCAUCCUCCUCAUCCCCAGGUGAACCUCACGUCCCCGGUGGUGCAGGUGGUGCAGAAGGCGCAGGUGGUGCGGUCGCUGGUGCAGAAGGUGCAGCUGGUGUCGUCGCUGGCCCGGCAGCUGGCAGAGGUGUCGUCGCAGCAGCAGGUGCAGCAGUGCCCCUACUGCAGCUACACCAGCAGCAGCAGCAGCGCCCUCAAGAAACACACGGCGUCCCAUGCUGAGAGCAGCACGCCCCUCUACAGAUGCGCGCUCUGCAGCUUCAUGACGCUCUACAAGUACCAGCUGAAGACCCACACCGACCGCCACGGCGUGGGACUUGGCAAGCUCUUGUGCCGCUACUGCGGCUACUCAACGCCCUCAGGGCAGGAGCUGGAGGACCACAUGGCCACACACGAGGCCCGUGUGGUGCUGGUGUGUGGGUAUUGCGGCUACAGGUCCUCACACCGGGCGAGCUUCAACAAACAUGUCCGGAAACACGGCCGCCCGUGUCCCGUGUGUCGCUACAUCUCCUUCGACAAGGCGGACAUGGAGCGACAUUGUGAGAUGCAUCUGGGGGAUGCCACAUCCGCUGCUGCCUCAGCCACGUCCGACCCUGUCUCUGCCACGUCCUACCCUGCCUCUGCCACAUCCUACCCUGUCUCUGCCACAUCCGACCCUGCCUCUGCCACAUCCGCUGCUGCCUCUGCCACAUCCGACCCUGUCUCUGCCACAGCCUCAGCUACGCCAGGCUUAAGCUCAUCCACGUCGAAUGGUACCACGACCUCAGCCACAGCAACACCUGGUGCUGAAGUCUCCUCCGCUAUGGGGCGCCGCCCUUCAUCCCCAUGCGUCAAGCACUCGUCUCCUCAUGGCGAUGUAGGAGCGAUAGAGUUCGUGUGUUGCGGGGACAUCAAACCUGACGUGCCCGAUGUUCUCCCCGACACGGCGGGUAGCCCUGAUACCUGCAGCCAGAAGUCCUGCUGUUCCAACACCGCAGACUUUAGGAGAAGUGUGGAUACAAAUGUGGCAGCCAUGACAACUCGCAGUGGCAACAAGAGGCUUCCUGCCACCAGACAAGACUGUACUGGAGGCAACGAGAGGCCUCCUGCCCUCAUACAAGCCUCUACUGGAGGCAACAAGAGGCCUAUAGCAGCGAGUAGAGGCAGUGACGGCAGUUUCAAGCGCCGCCCUGGCAACAGGUGACGCUGGUUGCGUCUAGGGUAGAAUCAGCUUCUGAUUAGGCGCUGAUUUGAGAGCUAUUUAACCCUUACGAUCGUGUUCCAUAACUGAAAUUUGACGGAAACUUUAGGACGUUUCCAAUCUAGAUCCCAUGGAAACAAACUAACUGGGCAUUCUUCAGAAAUUCCUUCUGGUCCGAAAUUCUUCAUACGUACACUUACAGCUUGAACGGCUCCAAAUGAGUAAAUGAAACUGUUGUUCUCCCAAACUCUCGCGCCGCCAUGUUUACUGUACAACGUCAACGUACGACUUGGUUGGCAGUGGUGUGAGCGAGGCGACCAGUCAGAGCGCUGCCAUACCAUGAUCGACCGGAUCUAUUUCAAAGCGACAUGUUUUUGCUGGCACAACAAUCUAUGCAAACUAUUUAUAUCAUCAAAACCCAAGAACCUAGGUUUAUAAUUUCAGAAAAAAAAAACUUCAAGAGUUUGCGAGUCCCGUCAGGCAAUCCCUGACGGCUUUUCAAGCAAAACGCACCAAUCACAGACAUAAAAUCAGCCGCUACGUGUACUUUAUUGAGUUCCGCAAGUAUGAAAUGUGAAUAUUAUCCUGGGAACAAGGCCUGUGAAAUGUGCCAUUGAUUAUAUACGUGUUGGUUUUGAGUGUGAUGUUUUAUAUUAAGGUAACGUUACGUUGAAAGGAAUUAUGAAUUUAAUUUGGUGUGGCAAUGAGACCGUGUGUUUGUUCCUGCAAUAAUAAGUUGAUGCACUUCCAUGCAAUACGAGCAAACGUACGACGUUCCUUCGUGCAAUUCCGACGGAAUUUGUGUGUAAUAUUACUAUAUUCCUUUGUAAUUUAUUAUAUUCAUUGGUAAUUUAUUAUAUUCCUUUG
This is a messenger RNA of Hyalella azteca, 2079 nucleotides long. Its product is annotated as zinc finger protein 142. The coding region runs from base 1 to 1215 and encodes 404 amino acids. The transcript is spliced from 4 exons. The record is from RefSeq and is a predicted model, not a curated record. Gene Ontology annotation, molecular function: DNA-binding transcription factor activity, RNA polymerase II-specific; RNA polymerase II transcription regulatory region sequence-specific DNA binding. Gene Ontology annotation, cellular component: nucleus. Gene Ontology annotation, biological process: regulation of transcription by RNA polymerase II. NCBI's taxonomy places the organism in Eukaryota, Metazoa, Arthropoda, Malacostraca, Amphipoda, Hyalellidae.